AUGGCGCUCCCUGCAAGGCCAAGGGCGCGGCUCCUGCUCGCGGCAAUCGCCGGCGCCGUCGCCCUCCUGCUGCCGGGCGCCGCCGAGGCCCGCGUCCUGCUCUCGCUCGACGACUUCGGCGCCGUCGGGGACGGCAUUGCCAACGACACGCAGGCAUUCGUCGACGCGUGGGAGGCGGCGUGCGCCACCGGCGGCAACACCUACCUCAACGUCCCCGCCGGCAAGUCCUACCAGAUCUGGCCCGUCACGCUCGCCGGCCCCUGCCGCGGCGAGAUCAACCUCAUGAUUUCCGGGAACAUCAUCGCGCCGGAGAGCCCGGAGGAGUGGGCGGACGGGGACCAGGGCCGGUGGCUCCACUUCUCCGGCGUGGGGGACCUGUCGCUCAGCGGCGGCGGCAUCGUCGACGGCCGGGGCCAGCAGUGGUGGGCGGGGGCUUGCGAGGACGAGAACUGCACCUCGUACCGCCAGCACCAGGUCGCCCCCAUGGCGCUCCACUUCGAGGACUGCCAGGACGUGAGCGUCAAGGGCCUCACGCUGCAGAACAGCCAGCGGCAGCACCUCGUCUUCACCCGCUGCUACAACGUCGAGGCCAACUACCUCCGGGUCACCUCGCCGGAGUACAGCCCCGGCACCGCCGGCGUCCUCGUCGUCAGCUCCACCAACGUCCACAUCAAGGAUGAUCUCUUCUCCGUCGGUGGCGACUGCGUGUCGAUUGUGGGCAAUUGCUCGGAUGUCCGGCUCAGAGCCAUCUCCUGCGGGCCUGGCCUCGGCAUCAGCAUUGGGGGCUUGGGCGAGAACCAGAGUAAUCACAAGAUAGAGAAGAUCAAGACGGACACCAUGUUCAUCUCCAACACCAAGAACGGCGUCCGCGUCAAGACCUACGAGGACGGCUGCGGGUUCGCGCGCAAGGUGAAGUUCGCGCAGAUCAUGAUGAGGAACGUGGCCAACCCCAUCGUCAUCGACCAGCACUACUCCGCCUCCAACCGGGGAACUCGCUGCGGCGCCCCGAACGGGAGCGCGGUGGCGGUGGAGAACAUCAACUACAUCGACAUCACCGGCACGUCGGCGACGGAGCAGGCGGUGACGUUCGCGUGCAGCGACGCCAUGCCGUGCAGGCGCCUGUAUCUGGACGGGGUGAACCUGACGACGGCCGGCGGGGGCAGCACGUCCGCGUUCUGCCACCAGGCGUUCGGGAAGCACGUCGGGGACGUCCUCCCGGAGUCGUGCCUCGGCAAGGAGGACUUCGUGCAGCUGCAAGCCCCGACCGCCGGAGACGCUCAAGACGAAGAAGAUGCUGCUGAUUGGUGA
This is a messenger RNA of Triticum turgidum subsp. durum (durum wheat), 1308 nucleotides long. The record is from the annotation of a GenBank genome assembly. Lineage: Eukaryota; Viridiplantae; Streptophyta; Magnoliopsida; Poales; Poaceae.